AUGAGUGUGCUGAAAGUGUCAAAGACAUGGAUAUGGCUUUGGGAGAGCCACUCAUAGAAAGAGCUCUUGGCGUUCAAUGGUGUGUGUCCUCUGAUGACUUCCAGUUCAGAGUGACCAUCAAGGAACAUCCAAAUACCAGAAGAGGAGUACUUUCUACAGUAGCUUCCAUCUACGAUCCAUUGGGGUUCGUAGCGCCCUUUAUUCUACGUGGAAAGCAGAUCCUACAACAACUCUGUAGAGACAAAGUAACUUGGGAUGAGGAGCUCCCACUAGAGCUAAGAGCACAAUGGGAAAUCUGGCUACAAGAUCUUCGAAACUUAUCUAAUGUAAGGAUCAAAAGAUGUUAUAUCCCAGAUAGCUUCAAAGAUGUCAAGCAGUACGAACUUCACCACUUCUCCGAUGCAAGUGUCACCGGUUAUGGGGAAUGUACUUACCUCAGAGCAGUCGAUGUCAAGGGAGAUGUUCACUGCACACUAGUCAUGGGAAAAGCACGGGUUGCUCCUACCAAAGUAACCACAGUGCCACGGCUUGAGUUGACGGCUGCAGUUGUAGCAGCAAAAACGAGUGUUAUGCUCAGAAAUGAGCUUGAAAUAGAGGGUCUUCAAGAACAUUUUUGGACUGACUCAAAGGUCGUUCUCGGCUACAUAAACAAUGAUGCCAGACGGUUUCAUGUGUUUGUAGCGAACAGAAUCCAAAGAAUCAAGUCCACUACAGAUCCUGCACAAUGGCACUUUGUAAGGUCUGAAGAUAAUCCUGCGGAUCACGCGUCGAGAGGUCUCUCCGCAGAUCAGCUUGUUGCUUCAAAUUGGUUCACUGGCCCAGAUUUUUUAUGGGAAAGAGAUCUACCCAGAAGAGAUGUUAUGGUGGGAGAAGUCUAUGAUGAUGAUCCUGAACUUAGAAAGGCCCUGGUGCUCACCACCAAGUUGAUGGAGGAGAGGUCAUUGUUAGAUCGCUUAACAAAGUUCUCUGACUGGAAAAGAGCUGUGAAGGCUAUUGCCUUUCUAAAGCGCCAUGCUAAGCAGAUCAAGGGCAUCAAAGAGAAAGUAAGUGGAUCUACAAGUAUUGAGGAAAGAAAGGAAGCAGAGCUGUUUAUAAUCAAGUUGGUUCAGAGGGAAGCAUUCAACAGUGAAAUCAGAAGUAUAAAGCAAGGCAAGGAAGUAAACCCUAAAGACAAAGUAAACAAACUAUACAAACUGAGUCCGUUUGUAGAUGAACAUGAUGUGCUUAGGGUUGGAGGACGUUUGAUAAGAUCUGUUCUUCAUCCUCAUGUCAAGCAUCCUGCCAUUGUGCCAAAUAGGAGUCAUGUAUCGUCGUUGCUAAUCAAACACUACCAUGAAAAGGUGCGUCAUCAAGGAAGAGGAAUAACUGCAAAUGAAUUGCGAUCCAAUGGAGUAUGGGUAAUAGGAUGCAGCAGUGCAGUUGCCUCACAUAUUCACAAGUGCACAACAUGCAGAAGGUACAGAAGGAGCACACAAGAUCCAAAAAUGGCAGAUUUGCCAGAAGAAAGAAUGGAAAUGACACCUCCUUUCACAUAUUGUGGUAUAGACUGCUUUGGACCGUUCUAUGUGAAGGAAGCAAGGAAAGAACUGAAGAAGUAUGGUCUUAUUUUCACCUGUAUGUGCUCUAGAGCCAUACAUAUUGAAAUGCUUGAUGAUCUCACUACAGAUGCUUUUAUCAAUGCAUUGCGUGGAUUCAUCGCCAUACGCGGCCAUGUGAGACAGUUGAGAUGUGAUCAAGGCACUAACUUCGUAGGUGCAAGAGGAGAGUUCAUGAAGGCAAUGAAGGAUUUGGAUCAUGAACAGUUAAAGAAAUAUGGAUGUGAGUUCAUAAUGAACUUCCCUUCAGCAAGCCAUAUGGGAGGCGUAUGGGAGAGGCAAAUAAGGACGAUCAGAAGUGUCUUGACCGUAAUCCUCGACCAGUCUGCUAAACGACUCGACAGUGCCUCACUCAGAACCUUUCUGUAUGAAGUAAUGGCUAUUAUAAAUAGCAGACCUCUGACAAUCGAGCAUUUGAAUGACCCAACAAGCCUUGAACCUCUCACCCCCAAUCACAUUCUCAUGAUGAAGUCAAACAUAAUAUUCCCACCUCCUGGUGAGUUUGUGAGUCCAGAUCUAUACUUGCGCAAGAGAUGGCGCCAGGUGCAGUUCUUGGCGAACGAAUUUUGGACAAGGUGGAAGAAGGAGUAUCUCCUUAAUCUUCAGCAAAGGCAAAUGUGGCAGAAAGAAAAAAGAAAUACAAAGGUUAAUGACAUUGUCAUCCUGCAGGAGGACAGUUCUCCACGUAACCAAUGGAGAUUGGCAAGGGUGACAGAGGUGUAUCCGAGCACUGAUGGAAUAGUUCGAAAGGUGAAAUUGUUGAUCAGUGACUCGACCUUAGACAGCCAGGGAAGACGCAUUACCAAGCCAGUCUACCUUGAUAGGCCUGUACAAAAGACAGUUGUAUUGCUUGAAGCAGAGUAAAGGUUAUGGUUGCCAUUUCAUAAAUACAGUAUUUUAUGUUACUGUAAGUUUAAGGGCAUACUGUAUGGUUGAAAUUAAAGUGUGAAAGGGUUUAAAUUGUGAGGUGAAAUGACAAAAUAGUCAUUUGGUGGGAGUAUAAAUGUCAUACAUAUUAUUUCUGUUAUUUAACAUGUUUGUUUAAUUUGUUAAGUCUUUUCAUGAAUAAUGAGUACUGACGUUAACGAGGAACUAACGAGUUUGCGUUGCACACGGACAUUUUUUCAGGUGCAACAGGAAAGGUUCUGGUGAGAAGUUAUUUCUCUGUUCGUGUAUUAAAAGAGUUACGUGUACUAUAAGACUUGCUCGUAUUUGAGCAAAUAACUAAAGAUGUUUUUUCCAUUUGUGUUUUUAAGCAAAGGAUUAAGGAAGAUGUGUCUCAUUUUUGUGUUUUGAACGGGUAUUUCAAGGGAACUCAUUCCCUCUUGGUUAUGUGCAGCCAGCGAGUUUGACGGUGGUUUUCAUUGCCGGUUAAUGUGAUGACGGAGAAAUGGAUGACAAGGCAAUAAAUCCAUCAGUAAUCAGAACAACGGUGUCGUUUAUUUCCUGGAGGGAG
Misgurnus anguillicaudatus (oriental weatherfish) is the source of this 3051-nucleotide messenger RNA. The record is from RefSeq and is a predicted model, not a curated record. NCBI's taxonomy places the organism in Eukaryota, Metazoa, Chordata, Actinopteri, Cypriniformes, Cobitidae.